Molecule: messenger RNA, 974 nt
Organism: Ooceraea biroi (clonal raider ant)
Lineage: Eukaryota; Metazoa; Arthropoda; Insecta; Hymenoptera; Formicidae
Gene: Mpv17
Product: Mitochondrial inner membrane protein MPV17
Biological process (GO): regulation of mitochondrial DNA metabolic process
Cellular component (GO): membrane; cytoplasm; mitochondrion
Molecular function (GO): channel activity
Source: RefSeq, a predicted model, not a curated record
AUCCAAUUAAAAACCUCGUCGACAAAUGUCGAGUGACAGGCUGAACGGGCGGAAGGUCGGAAGAGGUUAAGGAAGGGAGUCGAGAUCUCGAGAUUUCUCAACUAAUCACGCUCAUUUUCCGAUUUUUUUUCCGAUACGCGCUUGUCGUAUCACAAGGUUUAAUCACGCUCGUUCCGAUGUCAUCGCGUAUCCGUGUCGCAAUUACGCAAAUAAUUCAUCCAUCUUCUAUAGAUAUCAUCUCAACAGGCAACAUAAAAUAAUUACACGUUUACCGGCAAUUGACGAUUUUCCUUGACGGACGACGUAAUGCCGAAUAAGUAACGUACAAUUAUGCGAAAUUUAAAGACGGUAUACCAAAGAGCAUUGAUUAAGUAUCCCGUACGUACACAGGCGGUACAAGCUGGAAUACUAAUGGGGCUCGGUGAUCAAAUUGCACAGAAUUUUAUAGAGAAUGAGUCAAAAACCAUUGAUUUUGUACGUACGAUGCAAUUCACUGGGAUUGGUUUCUUUAUUACUGGGCCGGCAACAAGAAUAUGGUACGGUAUUUUGGAUAAACAUAUAGGUUCUAAAGGUUCUUCCAUCGUAAUAAAGAAAGUUCUUUGCGAUCAAUUGUUCUUCGCUCCUACAUUCGUAGCAGUUUUACUAACUACCAUCGGCAUUUGUCAGGGGAAAGAUAUGGAAAGACUAAAACUUAAACUAAAAAAUGAAUACGGUGAUAUCCUAAAGAAUAAUUAUAAGCUCUGGCCUAUGGUACAACUGAUAAAUUUUUCUCUGGUACCUUUAAAUUACCAAACUCUAGUCGUACAAUCGGUUGCUUUAUUGUGGAAUAGCUACGUUUCGUACAGAACGAAUUCAGACAGACGGAGCGAAGAAUCUAGAGACGAGACUCAUUGAUAGAAAAAUCGAUAAUUAUGAUUACAAUGAGAAGAAUAUUUUGUAAUAUUAGUAGCGAUUAAAAAGUAACUAAAAAUAUA